CGGGAAAGGUGACCGACGGGGCCGGGCCAACGGAGGCCGGGGAGGCGAGAUUAACGGGGCGCGGGACGGCGCCGCGAGGCCGGGUAGCGGGACACUAGCCCCUGCGGGACCUUGCUGCCCGCCGCCCUGGGGCGGGGCCGCGGCACCGCACCCACCGACUCCCCGCCGGGCACCGGCACAGCUGGCUUCCGGGGUGUCAGGCGGGAAGGAGGCGGCCUCCGGGAAGGCUGGGUGCCGGGAGAGCGCCAGACCCACUCCCUCCUAUUAGUAUUGACCACUCUGGGUCGGCAGCCAGCAGCGGCGUGUUUCCUCUCCGCUCCUGGUGGCCGAGGGAGGAUGCUGGACGUGCAUCUUGAACCUCAGGAACCGGGGACAAAGGGUGCUUGCUUCUCUGCUGUCAAGUCAGGGGUUGGGGAAGCGGCUCUACCCAGAUCUCGUCGGUUUUCCUGUGUGCGUCUAUGCAAUCUGCUACACGGUGCAUUCCCCAGCGCUAAUGGAAACGUGUGACAGUAAAAGUGUGUCCCGUGCCGCCUCGAUUUUGCUUGAUCAUGCCAGUAGUGCAUCUCUAGACAGAAUCAUGGGCCUGAAAAAGUAACGCUGGACCGGAUAUAGGUGACAUCAGUUAGUAAACUAAACCAGCUUUGCAAACAAUCAGAUAUGUGUAACACACCGACUUAUUGUGACCUAGGAAAGGCUGCCAAGGAUGUUUUCAACAAGGGAUAUGGAUUUGGCAUGGUCAAAAUAGAUCUGAGAACCAAGUCUUGUAGUGGAGUGAUGGAGUUUUCUACUUCAGGACAUGCUUAUACUGAUACAGGGAAAGCAUCAGGCAACCUAGAGACCAAAUACAAGGUCUGUAACUAUGGACUUACCUUCACCCAAAAGUGGAACACAGAUAAUACUCUUGGGACAGAAAUCUCUUUGGAAAAUAAGUUGGCUGAAGGGUUGAAACUGACUCUUGAUACCAUAUUUGUACCGAACACAGGAAAGAAGAGCGGGAAAUUGAAGGCCUCCUAUAAACAUGAUUGUUUCAGUCUUGGCAGUAAUGUUGAUAUAGAUUUUUCUGGACCAACCAUCUAUGGCUGGGCUGUGUUAGCCUUUGAAGGUUGGCUCGCUGGCUAUCAGAUGAGUUUCGACACAGCCAAAUCCAAACUGUCUCAGAAUAAUUUUGCCCUGGGUUACAAGGCUGCAGACUUCCAGCUGCAUACUCAUGUGAAUGACGGCACAGAAUUUGGAGGCUCUAUCUACCAGAAAGUUAAUGAGAAGAUUGAAACGUCAAUAAACCUUGCGUGGACGGCUGGUAGCAACAACACCCGUUUUGGCAUUGCUGCUAAAUACAAACUGGAUUGUAGAACUUCUCUAUCUGCUAAAGUAAAUAACGCCAGCCUAAUUGGACUGGGUUACACUCAGACCCUUCGACCAGGAGUCAAACUGACCCUGUCAGCUUUAAUCGAUGGGAAGAACUUCAAUGCAGGAGGGCACAAGGUUGGGUUGGGAUUUGAACUGGAAGCUUAAAACAAUUUUAAGUAAAGCAUCAGAUUUGUCCCUACAAGUGAAGAGAAAUGAACCCACUAUGUUUUGGCCUUAAAAUUCUUCUGUGAAAUUUCAAAAGUGUGAACUUUUUACUCUUCCAAAGAAUUGUAAUCCUCCCCACACUGAAGUCUAGAGAUUACAAGUCCAUAAGGGAGGUCCUUGAAGGCAUGCCUGAAAGUUGUCAUAUUUGUGCCGCAUUUCAGUUGAGUUCUGCAGUGUUAAUUUCAACGUGUUCCUCAGCGACAAUGUAGCGUCAUGUUGAAGAAAAUGACCCGACCUUUCAGUUUGUACAUCACGUCCUGCAUGUCCCACACCACUUUUUCAUGACCUUUUAAUAUAUUGGUCUCUGUGCUGUAGUGGAAUCUUUGGUUUUGCAUCAGAGUAAAAUAAAAAAAAAAACAUCACAUUUGGAACAUA
Molecule: messenger RNA, 1947 nt
Organism: Castor canadensis (American beaver)
Lineage: Eukaryota; Metazoa; Chordata; Mammalia; Rodentia; Castoridae
Source: RefSeq, a predicted model, not a curated record